Messenger RNA from Kuraishia capsulata CBS 1993, 1662 nucleotides. RefSeq lists its product as uncharacterized. Bases 1 to 1662 code for a protein of 553 amino acids. Gene Ontology annotation, molecular function: NAD+ binding. The transcript has a single exon. The record is from RefSeq and is a predicted model, not a curated record. Lineage: Eukaryota; Fungi; Ascomycota; Pichiomycetes; Pichiales; Pichiaceae.
AUGAACGAUCUUGACGCUGAUGCGGCAAAGCGAUCGGGCGAAGAGUCCACAGAUGCCGUAAUCAAAAGGCCGAAACCGGAUGCUGAAACCAAGAGUCCAUCAGACGCUUCGAAGACUCUGUCCAAAGAUACUACUACCCUCUCCACUGAUCAACAGGGUCUAUCUGCGCCAUGGAGUGUUGAAAUGAAACAGGCGAGCUCCGAGGCUGAUUUUAGCUCGCCUAGCGGCGACCUUGAGGCUUCUGGGCAAGCACUAAACCGUGACAUAUCAGACUCUGAGAGCAACGGAUAUAGCGAUGGUUUAAGUGACGAAGAAAGCAUAUUGGACGAAAUAUCGUUCGCGUCAGAAGACGGAUCUACGGCAUUGGAGGCCCGAGAACGGUGCUCAGCAGCGCGUGCUUACUUGAAGACGGAAGGUUACAGAAAAUUCAUUAGCGAAUACAUAGGUGAGGUUGCAGACUCGAACCGUUUCUUUGAGCUGACCAAAGAACUGGGAUUCAUACCGAAACACGCGCCAGAUCUGGAUAAUGAUGAGGAUGUGCUAAUCGGACUGUCCACCCAAUAUUUGCAACUGGCCAUGUCGAAAGUGCUAUCAGCGCGGAGGAGAAUCCCGUCAUACAAUACCAUAGAGCAGUUUGUGGAGACUUUAGAAAAGGCCCAGAACGUGCUGGUUCUCACUGGAGCAGGAAUAAGCACCUCACUUGGAAUUCCUGACUUCAGAUCAUCACAGGGGUUUUAUUCCCAACUCGAGCACCUGGGACUGACUGAUCCCCAAGAGGUGUUUGAUAUCGACUUCUUCCGUGAAGAUCCUUCCAUAUUUUACUCAAUUGCAAAGAUGAUACUCCCUCCAGACCACUCUUUUACUCCAAUGCAUGGAUUCAUCAAAUUGCUCGAGCAAAAAGGAAAACUGCUGAGAAACUAUACCCAAAACAUCGAUAACUUGGAAGCUAAUGCAGGUAUCUCGACUGAGAAAGUCGUCCAGUGCCAUGGCUCAUUCGCGAGCGCUACAUGUGUCACGUGUGGAUAUAAAACACCUGGUGAAAAUCUCUAUGCAGAUAUAAGGAGUUCGCGAGUUCCUAUUUGCCCGUUGUGUUCCAAGAAGAGGGCCGAGAUCAUGAAGGCAUUGGAGGCUGAAGACGGACCCAUGAGCUAUGUUCCGUAUGCCGAAAGCUACGGCGUGAUGAAACCUGAUAUCACGUUUUUUGGUGAGGCGUUGCCCUCUAGAUUCAAGAACUGCAUCAGAGAAGACAUGUCUAAGUGCGAUCUGUUGAUCUGUGUGGGUACUUCAUUGAAGGUGGCUCCUGUGAGUGAGGUGGUGAACUUGAUACCGAGCCAUGUUCCGCAGGUUUUGAUCAAUAAGUACCCAGUGAAACAUUAUGAGUUUGAUGUAAGCAUUUUGGGGUUUUGCGAUCCGGUUAUAGCUCAUAUUUGCAAUAAGCUAGGAUGGAGCAUUGAGCAUGAGGAUUAUGAGAGGAUCAGAAAUGAUGCUUUGGAGGUUGAGAAUUUGGAUCUGGGUGUGUUUGAGCUUUCUGGAAAAGAUGAGCUGGAGGAAAAGAAAAAGGAAGAAGCAGAAGAGAAAGAAGUAGAAGCAAAGAAGGUCGUUGACUCCAAGCAACUCGCACAGGAGGUUAAUGAAAGUAGUGAAAGUGUUGAAUCGAAAUGA